AUGUGGAAGCACGAAUCAUCCGCAAAGAUCAUAGGCACCGAUCUCUUUCUUCGGGUCGUCCACACGAUAGAGGGGAAAGCGAGCAACGUCCGGGAUGCGAUCGACGAAGGAGACCAUUCCGUCUGCAUGCACGUUACCACGGACUCGGUCGACCUGGUUCACAGUUACACCCGCUGCAUGCGUACCGGCCAUACACUAGCAGCACUCAGGGACCCUCAAGUGAAAGAGCGCAGAUGUGGUCUUGCUACCUUGUUGGGUCAACCGACUACUUUCUUCCAGGAGUGCAAAGAUGCGCCGGGGUUCUGCCCGGUAUGCCUGACCGGUUACACAACCACAAUUGAGCAAGCAAAGGUGACGGAAACAUACUGGCAGACAGUUGACAGAUGGACAUACUUCAAACCGACGUUUGAUGGUGUGCGAGUUUCAAUCACCGCUUACCAUCAGUUGGGAUCUUGUAGAAACACGGACGAUUGGAGGUGGCGGGCUCUGGCCGACUUGUACGUCCCGCGCCACGAUGAUAUUGAAUGCCGGAGUAGCAGUCUGCGGAAUCUGCGCCGUUACCCGCCUGGUAUCGUGAAACGUGCAUGGCAAAAACAAGAACAGCGGCUAGAGACACGAUGA
Molecule: messenger RNA, 621 nt
Organism: Clonostachys byssicola
Lineage: Eukaryota; Fungi; Ascomycota; Sordariomycetes; Hypocreales; Bionectriaceae
Source: the annotation of a GenBank genome assembly